AUGAGCGAGGCCAACUCGGAGAACAACGAUAGCUUGCGAGGCCUCUCUCAAGAAUCCAACUCGAGCAUGGGUGGUGGAGUAAGUAGCGGACUCUCGGACGAGUCUGGUCACUCUGCAGACGACUAUCAAGGAGACGAUACCGCUGCUAGACGUUCGCUUCGUCAACAGAGCAAGGAGCGGGCUAUUGAGCAUGUUCUCCAGCAGGGCAAGAUCCUUAAGACAGACUUCUACAAGACUUCUGGAUACAUUGCUCCUGUUGCUUUCGCCCAAGUCUUGGCCGUUAUAUCAAGGCGACUGCGGACACGACUAGAGUAUGCGAUCCUGAAGAUCCGUCGAGGGUGGUCCAAAUACACCCUGCAGGAGGUAGAGUCCCUCAUGCAGCCAGGAAUGUCGCCCCGCAUUACCUCCAAGCGACCGCUCGCCGUCCCUACGUCGCCCCGGCACAGCAGCAGGAGACGCCUCCGCAAGGAGUACCCCGAAUACGAGCAACCCUCCGACCUCAUCUCCUCUAGAAGAAACCACCAACAGCAAGAUGCUAUGGAGGAUAUCCUCUCCUCGAGCGACCUUCAAACCAAUCCAACCGACCCUACGACUACAGCAGCAGCAGGAGGAGGAAGACGGUACAAGUCAAGACCAUCAUUCUCACAGUUCAAGGACUCGGAGCUUUUCUUGCCCGCGAAAUCAUUGAUGGACAUUGCGACCUCAUCACCCUCACAAUCUCCCCGACUCAACUCUGGUAGCGGAUUCUCGACAUUUCCCAACCAGUACGGUAUCCAGAGUCCUUAUAGUUCACCAGGAAGUCCUCUCUACCGUGAUUCGACACCCGUGAGCAACUGGCCGUCAUUAUCGCAACCAACAUCGCCUGUGAUCACCUCGAGCUCGACGAUCCUGUCGACGGCGGUGGUGGCGUCUUUGGUUCAGCAGUACGAUGAUGAGAUCAAGGAAGACGGGUCAGAGGCACCUUCAGAAACUCAAGCGGCCAGGACGAUAUUGCUGCUGGCUUCCAGUCCUACCAGAUCCCCAUCCAGGACAUUGGACCAGGGGUACCUUAACAGACAGGCUGCUGCUGCUGCAACUCUAGCCGCAGUGAGGAGCCCAUCUGCUUCGCCGUUGUUAAAGCAUGCAGAGUUGACGGCAUCACUGAGCUCCUUGCCCGGUUUGACGAGCAGCAUCACCUCGUAUUCACCCAUGACCUCGUCUCCAUUGGUGCAGUUCCAGACCACCGCGGCAUCGACACCAUCUCCCGACAGAUCACCCACACUUGCAGACGACAGCCCGUUCUUGGUCAAGCGAAAACAAGGAUCAAGCAGCCCACUGAGCGCCUCGGCGACCAAGCAUGAACAGACAUUUCCUUCGCCAUUGUCGAGUUCAUCCCUCCCCAUCCUUGCAUCUUCGCCAUCUGUCCCUCAGGAAACAACUGUUCGAUCCAUAACUCCACCUCCAGCCAAGGACAAUGUUGCUGACUCUUUAGCACCUGGAGAGAUCUCGUCGGCGUCACCUCCUCGAUCCUCUAUAACCACCAGAUCGUCGAAGUCUGUUGUUCCUCCUCGCACCCCGUCGCCGCGGAGACGAACACAGGCCGACGCGACUCUUGGAGUGAGGACUCCGCCACCCAGUGAAGGCAAGGAAGAGAUGUCUUUGCGACACUAUAACAACAUUGCUACAGCAACAGCAGCAGCGGCACCGGCAAGUGGAGGUUCAAUUGCACAAUCGAUUGCGGCGAGGAGACGCAACAGUGGACUGACGGGUGGAUCUGGUAUGGACAUGGUGUUUCCCACAUCUGAAGGCAGUUCGAAGAAGUGA
This is a messenger RNA of Linnemannia hyalina, 1803 nucleotides long. The record is from the annotation of a GenBank genome assembly. Lineage: Eukaryota; Fungi; Mortierellomycota; Mortierellomycetes; Mortierellales; Mortierellaceae.